AUGGCCGAUCCCAACGCGACGCCUCUCCCAGACGGUGUCGACGCACAAAUGCCGCAGCACGAUGCUACUGCUGCUGCCGCGACGACGAACGGCACCGACACAAAUGGCAGUGUGGAUGUGGAGAUGAAGGAGGAUACACCAGCUGACACGGCCACCCUCCCACCCGCCGGCACCGCCACCGCCGUUGCGCCCGCCACCGCCUCAGCAGACACGCCGGGCAACGCAACGCCGCCCGUCGCCAGCACCUCGACGCCGCCCCCGCCAGCCAUAGCCGCGCCCGCGCCCGCCGCUGCGGCAGCAUCCACGACCUCUUCCACCAUGGCCCGCACCGGCUCCCCCCGCCCCGGAAGCUCGACGCCGAGCCGGCAACAGCAACAGGCGCACGCGGCGCAGCUACAGCAGCAACAAGGACAGCAAGGGCAACCAGGGCAGCCGCAGCAACAACAGCAGCAGGAUCUGCCGACGCAGCCAAACCCGCACGGAAGCCCUACGCGCGUGUAUCUGAACCAGAACGUGACGCCGCAUUUGUUGGAGGGCAUGAAGAGGGUUGCGCUCUUGGAGCCCGAGAAACCCUUGAAGUGGCUGUCGGACUUCCUCGCCGAGAGGAGCAAGGAGUACGAGCGCGAUUAA
Lasiodiplodia theobromae is the source of this 630-nucleotide messenger RNA. RefSeq names its product Compass complex subunit protein. The transcript has 3 exons. The record is from RefSeq and is a predicted model, not a curated record. Lineage: Eukaryota; Fungi; Ascomycota; Dothideomycetes; Botryosphaeriales; Botryosphaeriaceae. Bases 1 to 630 code for a protein of 209 amino acids.